UCUUUAGAUAUAAAAAAAAAGUAGCCUAAGAUAUCGUUAUUCUGCAUUAUACAAUUAUAUAACAGUCGUGAAAUAUUAAUCUCCCAAAAUCUUCAUCUUUCUCCAUCUUCACAUUUCCAAUGGCUCUGAAAGCAAUUGUCGCUAACUUACCAAAUUUCGAUCACACCAAUUAUAAGAUCCCAGAAAAUGCCACCAUUUUUUCUCCCACUUCUUUUCCUUCAGUUCAUACAGAAUGUUUGGUGGAAGAAGAAAAUGAAGGGAAGAAGAAGAAACCAUAUAAAUUUGGGAAAUUUGUGAUAAUGGGACAUAGAGGAAGUGGUAUGAAUAUUCUGCAAUCUUCAGAUCCUAAAAUGAAAACUUUUAUGGAGAAUUCUAUUCUCUCUUUUAAUCAUGCUGCUCAAUUUAAUCUCGACUUCAUUGAGUUUGAUGUUCAGGUCACCAGAGAUGACUGCCCUGUCAUUUUCCAUGACAUACAUAUCCUUACCCAAGAUGAGGGAGUCAUUAUAGAGAAAAGAGUGACAGAUAUUACCUUGGAAGAAUUUCUGAGUUAUGGACCUCAAAAGGAGCCAGGAAAGGUUGGAAAGCCUAUGCUUAGAAAAGCAAAAGAUGGGAGUAUAUUCGAGUGGAAAGUUGAGAAUGACGCUCCUUUAUGCACAUUGCAAGAGGCCUUUGAAAAUGUUGAUAAAUCUUUGGGUUUUAAUAUUGAGUUGAAACUCGAUGAUAGCAAAAUUUAUGAUGAAGUGGAGCUCAAACGCAUUCUUCAAUCAGUUUUAAAGAUCGUAGAUAAUCAUGCUGAUCAAGGGAGGGCCAUACUUUUUUCGAGCUUUCAACCUGAUGCAGUGCUGUUGAUGAGGAAACUGCAGGAUAAUCACCCUGUUUUCUUUCUUACCAAUGGAGGAUGUGAAAUAUAUGCUGAUCCUAGAAGGAAUUCUCUAGACGAAGCCAUCAAGCUUUGUCUUGAAGCUGGCUUACAAGGGAUCGUCUCUCAAGUAAGGGCGAUUUUUAGACACCCUGCAAUGGUUGCUAGGAUCAAAGAAUCCAAGCUCUCCCUUAUUUCUUAUGGCCAAUUGAACAACGUGCCAGAGGCGGUAUACAUGCAGCAUCUAAUGGGUGUUGAAGGUGUGAUCGUCGACUAUGUUCAAGAGAUAAAAGAAGCAGUAUCAGAUUUUAGCGAGACAUCUGCUGAGGAGACUGAUGAAGAGAAUUCUUUCAUUAACGGUAAAGAUAUGGAAGAAAAAAGAGAAAGGUCAUCCAUAAAAUUCUCAGAUCGUGAGCUCUCUUUUCUUCUGAAGCUCAUACCAGAAUUGGUACAAACUUGAAUGCUCGUAAUACAUUUAAUUUUCUGUUGUAAUUUCUGUUCAAAUGUACUUCAUACUACUAUGGUUGGUUGGUUUAUAUUGUGUAACCUUCUCAGAAGAAUUCAAGUCUCCCAAUCAAUCAUCUUAGAUUUAUAUACGAAGUGUGGAGUAUAUAUCAUGAUUGAUUUAGGGUAUGAUAUGAGUUCAUUCACGUCUUUGGACACUAUAUGUCUGUAUCUUUAUUAGCCUUGACUGAUUUGAGGUAAGGCUUUACACAGUUAAAGUCUUACACUUAGCUAAUUGUAGAAUUUUGAUCAAUUGGUUGUUGUUGA
Molecule: messenger RNA, 1630 nt
Organism: Chenopodium quinoa (quinoa)
Lineage: Eukaryota; Viridiplantae; Streptophyta; Magnoliopsida; Caryophyllales; Amaranthaceae
Product: glycerophosphodiester phosphodiesterase GDPD1, chloroplastic-like
Exons: 8
Coding region: 120-1319 (399 amino acids)
Biological process (GO): glycerophospholipid catabolic process
Molecular function (GO): phosphoric diester hydrolase activity
Source: RefSeq, a predicted model, not a curated record